AUGGUUCAGUAUUUCGCUGUUUUCUUGGUUUUCUCCCUUUCUGGCGGUUCACUGGGAACAACCACCUCACCUCAGCAACAAAACACCGCAAAGUUAAAAGAUUUAUGCGAGGUAUGAAACAAUUAUUCUGUUUUAGAUGAUAUUUUUGUGUUUUAGGUAGGGGGUGGAAAAAAUCGCAUUAAAAAGGUCUGCAACGGAGUUUAUAUUGGCACAAUAAAAAUGCCAGCUUCGUCAUAAGGCACCGUGCUUUUUCUGAGCUUCACGAAUUAUUAUUGAGUUGAUAAAUAACGUAAACCUCAACUUUUCUUUUGUUAAGUCUGCGUUUCAAGAUUUGCCCCGAAGGUUAGUCUCACGGAUUUGUUCGGAUCUACCCAGUUUUAGACAAUUUAUUUCGCAGUUUCUGAGUAAUAGACAGGUAUCGAUUGACGGCUGUGUCGUGUCAGUUAAAUUGAGGGUGGAGCUUUCCUUUUUAGGGUUGUAUUGUUUAUGAAGGCAAGCAGCAAAAGGAAAGCGACUGAGCUUUGUUUUAAAAACGAAUUUCUCUUUCCACUAUAAACUAUCUUAAAAUAUCCCUAGCUUUUAAGAUUUUUUUGGUUGUAAAAAAAUAUCAUUAAUUUACCGUUAUUAUUAUUAAUAUCAUUGCUAUUAUUGUUAUCGUUGUAUUUGGUUAUGCAUCAGUCAAUUCCAGCUGCGCCCAGGCAUUAGCAUUUUUUAUUGACUUGGAUGGCAAAUUCCCGGGGGUGGGGACUCUUGAGCUGUCAAAUCCCCCGGGGUGGGCGGGGGGACGAAAAGAGAGGGUAAAUGCCCCGUCCCCCGUCAGCUCGCACAGUCAGAUAAUGCCAUUUAAGCAUUUUAAUGUGCGAUAUUUCGUUUCAGUUUAUCAAGAUAAGUAGCCUUGCUAAAAUAAUCCUUGCUGUAAAAUUCCUGCUUGGUUAUAUAUGAAAACUUCUGGUUUCACAUGGAUUAUUAUAGGUUUUCAUGAAUUUUGAUUAAAACUUCCCGCCGUUCUUCACUACUAACUGAAUAUGUAUGCUUUCAUUCCCGCUUUGCCUCAUAGACAGACUGCAAUUACUCUCUAAAUACAUUACCUCCGUUUACUGCUACAAUAGGCUAUGGUUCUUCUUUUAAUUUUAGAAAUCUAUACUGAGUCAUGGUUUUCCAGGCAUUCCAGGGUCACAUGGCAUACCGGGAAUGCCGGGCGUGCCUGGGCCGCAGGGACCCCAGGGAAGAGAAGGUCCAAAAGGACAAAUUGGUGAUAAGGGAUCGCAAGGAGUGCAGGGUCUAAGAGGAGACAGAGGGGGCGAAGGGCCUCUCGGGAAGAGCGGACCGCCAGGAAAUAUGGGGAUGAAAGGUGAAUCGGGGCUUGCGGGAAUGAAAGGAGAGCCAGGCAUUGUGGGAAAUCAAGGAAGAAAAGGAGACAAAGGAGAGAAAGGAGAAAGCGCCAAAGCAAGUCAAGCAAGUGUAGUAUCCCAAACCAACUGGAAACAAUGUGUGUGGAAAUCAGGCAGCAAUACUGAUAACGGAAAGAUUAAGGUAAACAGGAAACGCGCUAAAAGCUAAACACGAACUAUUUAUAAGUACCAAAGAUGAUGUUCAUAAGUAGAAAGAGUUCGAAAAUCCUUUUUCUGAGAUAAACCUUUAAAGUACAGCUAUGAUCCCAACCUCAUUGUCCCAGCCUUCAUCCUAAAUCAACCUUUCUCCAGCUGGCCGGCAUUAAUUUUUGUAGAAAAAUUUGAAACGGCAAACUGAUCCUUGCAGCAAGGCGAUGAAGAAGUAGACAAAAGAAUAAUACAAAAAUAUAUAUUUAUUUAAACAAAUUGCUCAAUAUUUCGGUUUGAAAACAAACCUUCUUCGAUUCGGGGGCUAAAAGAAACAAAAAUAAAAAAAUCUUAAAGUUCGUUACAAAUAAGAAUUUGAAAAUGUGACAAUAAAAACAAUGGAUUGUUUUGGUAUAGGAGACUAGGUGGUAUCAUAUAUCACUGAGUGAGCUUCGUCACGUCUAUUUAUUCGUAGAGGAGAUAAUGUGUUCCCUUUGUAUAUUAAAUGACCUUCUCGAACCUUUCUCACUGCGAGAGAUCCGCCACCACUCAUUAGUUUGUUGCUGUGNGAAACAAUGUGUGUGGAAAUCAGGCAGCAAUACUGAUAACGGAAAGAUUAAGGUAAACAGGAAACGCGCUAAAAGCUAAACACGAACUAUUUAUAAGUACCAAAGAUGAUGUUCAUAAGUAGAAAGAGUUCGAAAAUCCUUUUUCUGAGAUAAACCUUUAAAGUACAGCUAUGAUCCCAACCUCAUUGUCCCAGCCUUCAUCCUAAAUCAACCUUUCUCCAGCUGGCCGGCAUUAAUUUUUGUAGAAAAAUUUGAAACGGCAAACUGAUCCUUGCAGCAAGGCGAUGAAGAAGUAGACAAAAGAAUAAUACAAAAAUAUAUAUUUAUUUAAACAAAUUGCUCAAUAUUUCGGUUUGAAAACAAACCUUCUUCGAUUCGGGGGCUAAAAGAAACAAAAAUAAAAAAAUCUUAAAGUUCGUUACAAAUAAGAAUUUGAAAAUGUGACAAUAAAAACAAUGGAUUGUUUUGGUAUAGGAGACUAGGUGGUAUCAUAUAUCACUGAGUGAGCUUCGUCACGUCUAUUUAUUCGUAGAGGAGAUAAUGUGUUCCCUUUGUAUAUUAAAUGACCUUCUCGAACCUUUCUCACUGCGAGAGAUCCGCCACCACUCAUUAGUUUGUUGCUGUGGACUUCCUGAUAUUUUUAAAUAAUGUUUAUUUCUUAUAUUGCGCAGUCUAGCAUGCGAUAAAGAUAUAAUCGAAUGCGCAUAACAACACUAAAAUCUUAAAGUAAUAAAUGGCUAAUCUUAAUAAUGAUAGUAAUAAUAAUCAUAAUUUACAAUUUUCGGAAAACAAUAAAAGUAAAAUAUGAGUUAAUAAAAGAACUAAUAAAAAGCUAAUUUAAAAAGAUGUGUCUUUAGUAAAACUUUCAAAAUGUUCAAUGAUUGACAUUGUCUAAUUUCUUUGGGCGCAGCAUUUUCAAACGCCCUAUCCCCGAGUGUCUUUUUUGUUCUAUAGGUAUUGUCCAUUAGGAGUAUGCCCCGGUAUGAUCUCAACUAAUACCGCUAGCCCUCUUUGAUUUUUAUCAAGUUUAAAAGAUAUUGUGGUGCGACACCGUAGAUACAUUUGUGAACUAGCAUUGCUAUCUUGAAUUCUAUUCUGUGGGUAACCGGAAGCCAGUGCUGGUUGAUCAGGGAUGGUGUGAUAGGAUCAUACCUUGAUACAGUACAUACCAGCCGAGCUGCCGCGUUCUGCAGGCGUUGCAGCUUACCAAGAUGAACAGCAGGCGUACCAUAUAAUAGACCGUUACAAUAGUCUAAUCGUGACAUUAUAAUAGCCUGUACAAUGGACUUCCUAUUGUCAUAUGAUAAAUACUUUCUAAUACGCCGGAUGUUAUGUAGAUGGUAAUAAAUAUCCUGACAUAUGCUGUUAAAAUGUGUGGUCAUAUUCAUGUUUGCAUCAAACCAAGCACCCAGAUUUCUAACAGAGUGGACAGCAGAAACCUUUACCUCACCUACUUGCAAGUCACUUAUCGUAACCCUAUUUAACUGUGCGCGUGGACCUAUAAUAAGAAACUCGGUCUUAGCAUCGUUCAGCCGAAGUUUGUCUUGGACCAUCCAGGUUCUUAUGUCCCUGAUGCAAGCCUGUUAAGCGUCAACAGCAUGCGUCUCAGUAGCAGAACCAUCCGGCUUAAAUGAGAUAUAGAGCUGCGUAUCAUCAGCGUAUGCGUGAACGUUAGGGAGAUGGGAUUCAACAACAUCGAAGAGCUUACUUGCGUACAAUGUGAAGAGCAAGGGACCUAGACAUGUUCCUUGAGGUACCCCUUGAGGCAGAUCAAAGUCACUCGAAUAACUCCCGUUAAUCAGGAUUCGCUGUUUCCUGUUUGAUAAAUACGAGUUAAACCAUUUAAGAGCGGUACCUGUAAUUCCAUACGUCACGUACAGGCUAUUCAACAACACUUGGUGGUCCAUCGUGUCGAAUGCUGCACUCAGGUCUAGCAAUACCAAGAGAGUAACUCGUUGAUUGUCCAUUGCAGCUAGUAUGUCUUUCUGUAUCUUCAAUAGGGCAGUCUCUGUGCUAUGACCCAGUCGAUAGGCUGACUGGAGGAUGGGAUACAAGCCCGACUGAGUAACGUGAUCGGUUGUCUGAUCAUAAACUGCCCUUUCAACCAACUUAGAGAGGUAUUGCACAUUACUCACAGGUCUUAAAUUGGAUAAGGAAGUCCCUUGCUUGGUCUUCUUCAGUCUUGGAUCCACAAGGGCCGUUUUCCAAUCAGAUGGAAAGUGACCCAAGGAAAGCGAAGAAUUCACGACAAUAGUGAUGAUGAGGAGAAGCAUAUCGGACAUGCCGACUACUAAAUUGGUCGGCAUAGGAUCAAGUUGACAGCUUUUCUUCGAUGAUCUACUGACCAGCUUCCUCAUAUCUUCCACAGAGUAUAUAUUAAUUUUUGUGUUAUUUAGCUUUAUUAGAGUUGCUGACAUUUUAAUCACUUUUUUUUUUCUAGGACUGUGCUCUUAACAAGUUGAAAUCGGACACAGCGCUCAAAGUCUCAUUCCAGGGAAACAUGAUGGUUUAUGGUGAUUCUAAGUGUAAUCGGUAG
Porites evermanni is the source of this 4643-nucleotide messenger RNA. The record is from the annotation of a GenBank genome assembly. Lineage: Eukaryota; Metazoa; Cnidaria; Anthozoa; Scleractinia; Poritidae.